Molecule: messenger RNA, 1194 nt
Organism: Phialemonium atrogriseum
Lineage: Eukaryota; Fungi; Ascomycota; Sordariomycetes; Cephalothecales; Cephalothecaceae
Product: Fructosamine kinase-domain-containing protein
Exons: 4
Coding region: 1-1194 (397 amino acids)
Source: RefSeq, a predicted model, not a curated record
AUGUCGCUCACAACCACAGAGCUCACAACCACAGAGGUGUUGGAGGUGCCUCGGGUCCAAGCUCCAGACACAGGAACUUUGACCAUCAAGCAGAUUCUCGCCCAACUAGAUGGCGUAUUUCCGAUGGACCAGGCUGUGAUCGAUGCUCUCCCAGAGGGAAGCACCUUCAUCUCAGUCGAGCAUUUCGGAACCAGUGCUUGGACUAUCACGGGAAGAGUCAUAGCACGCAGCCUGGAUGGAUCAGAGCAAAGAUACUUUCUGAAGGCAAUUACAUCUCCACAAAUCCUUGACAACGGGGUUGCUUAUGGCGAGACGGGCCGUAUCAUGCUGGGAGGCGAGUUUGAAUCGUCCAAAAUAAUCCACAACACCACACCGGACUUCAUCCCAACGCCUUUUGGAUUCGGGAAGUAUAAGGUGCAGAGCCCGGCGACCUACUUCUAUCUCUCCGAGUUCGUCGACAUGGACGUGACCAGUCCCCCGGAUCCCGCCGAAUUCACCCGUCGGCUUGCCAAUCUGCACAGGACAAGUCAGUCGCCUACUGGCAAGUUCGGGUUUCACGUCCGUACGUGCGACGGGGAUAGACCCCACUCGGUUGAAUGGCAAGAGAGCUGGGCUACCUUUUACCGAAACCUAUUCCUUGGUGUCUGCCAUCUCGACACCAAGAGAAACGGGGUGUGGCCUGAGUAUGAGCGAGCCGUCCAUCAGGUGGCGUGGAAGGUCAUCCCGCGUCUCCUCGAACCCCUCCAAGCUGAAGGGAGGGAGCUCAAGCCAUGCAUCAUCCACGGGGACCUCUGGGAGGGGAAUAUGGGAAUCAAUCUGGAGACGGGAGAGUCCCUUCUCUUCGACGCCGGGUCUUACUUUGCUCACAACGAAAUGGAACUGGGCCACUGGAGAUGCGAGUUUAGCUCUGUCUUCCGAUCGGAGCUGUAUACGAGGCACUACCUACUCAACUAUCCUGCCGCCGAGCCAACCAACGAGUUUGACGACCGGACUCGGUUGUAUAGCCUUAAAGGGGCUAUCAACUACUCGGCCGGCCACCCGGGGAGUCCCCUAAGGAAGACUGCGUACAACAACAUGUGCUAUCUGUGCGAGAAAUACGCCCCCAUUGACGGGAUCGAUAAAUACGAUCCUCGGAUCGACCCUUCCAUCACGGGAGCUCGCAUCGUCCCUCACGUCGCCGACGGCCUCAUUUAG